UUCCUCCAGCCACCAAUUUCCAGCCAUGGCUGCUCUUUGCUUCCAUAUUUCUUCUUCAUCCAUCAAAUUUCCAUUCUCCCAACUCUCCGCUGCGAAGCUCUCCAAUUGCGUCGCAAUUCGCUGCAAUAACAGAGGCGAAGGAAAUGAGAACCACCCCAAUUCUGAAGAGGCGACUAAACAGCAGAAGAAGAAGCUCUCUCAUCAGUCUUCCUGGGAGUCCAAGGAUUCCGAGGGCAAAGAUUACUUGUAUAGACUUGGCGCGGAAGCCGAUAACAUGAAUAUCGCUGUUGGAGCUAGGGCUGGAGUUAUAGAUGAACUCUUCGCCGGCAAUUUUCUUGGAAGAGACUCGGAUAUUGUGUUUGAUUAUCGCCAAAAAGCUACAAGGUCUUUCGAGUAUCUUCAAGGAGAUUAUUACAUUGCGCCUGCAUUCAUGGAUAAAGUUGCACUGCACAUAGUGAAGAACUACAUUUCUCAUCUGCUCAAUGCUAGAGUUCCUUUGAUCUUAGGGAUAUGGGGAGGAAAAGGACAAGGUAAAACUUUUCAAACUGAACUUAUUUUUCGUGCAAUGGGGGUUGAGCCGAUUAUAAUGUCAGCAGGGGAAUUGGAAUCGGAGAAUGCAGGCGAACCAGGAAGAUUAAUACGCCAACGAUACAGAACAGCUUCUCAAGUGGUUCAGAACCAAGGAAAAAUGAGUUGUUUGAUGAUCAAUGAUAUUGAUGCUGGACUGGGCAGAUUUGGUGACACUCAGCUGACGGUGAACAACCAAAUUGUGGUUGGGACACUCAUGAACAUAGCAGACAACCCUACAAGAGUAAGCAUAGGGCAAGCUUGGAGAGAAGAAGACAUUACAAACAGGGUUCCAAUUAUUGUAACAGGAAAUGAUUUAACAACAAUCUAUGCUCCAUUGAUUCGUGAUGGAAGGAUGGAUAAGUUCUACUGGCAGCCAACACAAGAAGACAUUGUAAACAUUGUUCACAGAAUGUACGAGAAAGAUGGCAUAACAAAGGAUGAGGUUCUGAGCAUUGUCAGUGAAUUUUCUAAUCAAGCAUUAGACUUCUAUGGAGCCCUAAGGUCAAGGACUUAUGACCGAUCAGUCCUAAAGUGGGUUAAUGAUGCUGGAGGUGUUGAAAAUCUAGGCAGAUGGCUUCUCAAGCAGAAAAAGGAUGGAAAACUUCCAGUGUUCACAGCUCCAAAGCAAACAGUGGAUCGUCUAUUAGAAUCAGGAUAUGAUCUGGUUAAAGAGCAAAAGCUGGUAAUGGAAAGUAAGCUCUCGAAGGAGUACAUGAAGAAUAUGGAUGACUGAAUAGCAGGUUUAAGGACACGCACACACUUAUCUGUGCUAUAUAUUUUAUUUAGUUGUUGUUGUAGAAAAUACGGAGUCUUCACUGUGCACGCUUGUGUAUGUAUCCAUGCAAGCGAUUUUGAUGAAUCAAGUCACAUUUCUAAGGGAUUAUGUAAAACAAUAUCACGUAAACUUUGAUGAUUAUUAUUCAGAAUAAUUUUCAA
This is a messenger RNA of Andrographis paniculata, 1506 nucleotides long. RefSeq names its product ribulose bisphosphate carboxylase/oxygenase activase, chloroplastic. The coding region runs from base 26 to 1303 and encodes 425 amino acids. The transcript has 12 exons. Gene Ontology annotation, molecular function: ATP hydrolysis activity; ATP binding. The record is from RefSeq and is a predicted model, not a curated record. Lineage: Eukaryota; Viridiplantae; Streptophyta; Magnoliopsida; Lamiales; Acanthaceae.